Molecule: messenger RNA, 1325 nt
Organism: Xylaria bambusicola
Lineage: Eukaryota; Fungi; Ascomycota; Sordariomycetes; Xylariales; Xylariaceae
Product: DUF1264-domain-containing protein
Exons: 3
Coding region: 569-1252 (227 amino acids)
Source: RefSeq, a predicted model, not a curated record
GGUUAACAGGGCACGAGAUAGGUGAUCUUAUGCUAUUGCCAGCUCGCUAUCAACCCGCACUUUAGCGCUACGACAGCGCUUGUAGGCACCUACGCACUCGGGUGGCCUUGUCCUCGUCGGUCCUGCCCGGAGACGCAGCUAGAAAGAGCUAUGCCUUGUCCGCCUUUGCUGCCUUUCAGGCGUUUGGCUGAACGGCAAGACAUUGUAUGAUUUAAUAGAUCAAAAAGACAAAGGCACCAAAGGACGCAGGACUUUGACUCUCUUGGAUGAUGUACUAUACAUCGCAAACUACCUACCCACCUACCUAUUGUGCUUUUCCUGUCUACCCCGCAUAUCUGCUUCGUCGGCGGCGAUGUCACGGAACGAUGACAUCACGACCUGGUGGGCGAGUUGUUACGGUUGUUUGAGGCAUAUCGCCACAGCCAGCUACUUGAAAUUAUACAAAUAAAAUGACCGUGACUGAUAUCGAAAGUCCUCAGCUUAGUCUUCAAAGGUUCGGUUUUGCAUCGCGAGAGGGUACUUAAGCCAAUAAGAAGAGUUUUGAAAUUAUUGAAGGCAACAUGGCAACAUGGCAACAAGUACCAACCCGUGCCAUGUACCAGGCGAUGUAGUUCCAGCAGAAGACAUUGCACUUGAGACAGGUGCCUCUCUCAUACAGAAUUUCGAGCCGACAAAGCAGCUCUGCGCCCACCUGAACGCCUUCCACACAUACGCUGACGAGCCAGGUCGAUAUGUCGAGGCCAAUCAUUAUUGCGCUCAUCUGACAGAGGAUGUUCGCCAAUGUAUUCUCUACGAUAGCCCAGGUCCCAAUGCUCGCUUGAUUGGGAUUGAGUAUAUGAUCACACCCAAGCUUUAUGAAACGCUCCCAAGUGAGGAGCGGAGGCUCUGGCACUCCCAUGUUUACGAGGUCAAGUCCGGUAUGCUAGUCAUGCCCGGACCAACGGCCCCAGGGCUUCUGCAAGCGUGGGGGGUCGCGGAGACUCAGGAAAUGAAGCACGUCAUCGGUCUCUAUGGCAAGGUGUACCAUCUCUGGCAGACAGAUAGAGGCGACGAGCUGCCUCUUGGAGAACCCAAGUUGAUGACAAGCUUCACCGCCGACGGCCAGUUCGACUUUGAGGAGGCUGUGGGCGAUCGCGAUCGAAGAUUUGGAACCGAUUACAAGAGGGCGAAAAAAUCAAGAGAAGGCAUUGAGGCCCCGACCAUACACGGGGAUGCUGACCAAGCUUGGAAGCAAAGAAGAAAUUCAAUGUGAUGAUGAAGGCGUAUUGUAUUUAGUAUCUUUCUCUAAUGUUCAAUAUAUUCUUACAGCUGUGAUAUAGUCCUGU